AUGUAUGCGUACACGAGGAGAAAUGCCAUCCCCAUACUGAUUGGGUCAUUGGCUGGAUUGUCGAUAAGCUAUCUAUUCGCGAACAGGAGGGAAGUGCAAAGAUGUUUGAUGUGCACGGUGGAGAGAGCCAUAGCCAAGUGGAAAAUGAGAAAGUGUGGGCGUCACGCAAAAGAUGGCAGAAAGCACCGCAAUAGCGAUGUACAGAGUGGUGGUCGUGAUGAUGGUGGUGAAGGACAAGACAUCCCGGAAGGGUGCCCGGGCAUGGAGAACGAACAAGCAGGGAAGUCGAAAAUCUGCGAAGGGUGCCCCAACCAAAGAAUUUGCAACGAUCCAGAAUUGAAGAAAGAAAAGGAGAAGGAAAAAAAUCAAAUUUUUAAUCAAGUCCAAGAAAAUUUAAAAAAUGUAAAAUAUAAAAUUUUAAUUUUAUCUGGAAAAGGAGGAGUCGGAAAGUCGACGGUAGCAACACAGUUAGCCUUUUCAUUAUCUUACCUAAAUUACGAUGUAGGUCUUCUCGACAUUGAUAUAUGUGGACCGUCCAUCCCAGUCCUAACACAAACCGUGAACUGUGAUGUUAACUAUAGCAUGAAUGGAUGGGUUCCCAUUUAUAAAAAUAAUUUGUCCAUCAUGUCUGUCGGAUAUUUACUGCCAAAUUUUGAUGAUCCAGUUAUUUGGAGGGGUCCAAAAAAAAAUGGAUUAAUUAAACAAUUCCUAUGUGAUGUAUACUGGAAGAGUUUGGACUUUUUAAUUAUAGACACCCCCCCAGGAACAAGUGAUGAACACCUUACCAUCUGCUCAUAUUUAAAAAAUAAUUUAGAUGGAUGCAUAAUAGUUACCACUCCACACAUUUUAUCCAUUUGUGACGUUAAGAAGGAAAUUGAAUUUUGCAAAAAAACCAGCAUACCCAUUUUAGGAAUAGUAGAAAAUAUGUACCAGUCCGUUUUUGUUAACAAUUACACUGUCGAUAAAAUGUGUGUAGACAUGAAUGUAGACUAUGCGGGUAGGAUCACUUUUAAUCAAAAGCUCAUUGAUGCAUGUCAGCAUGGGGUUGGUUGUUGUGAUUUGGAUGCUCACAGUUCAUCCUCCAAAGAAAUUUUUCAAGUGUGCAAAUUUUUCAUCCAGAAAAUUUUAAAUAAUUAUGAACAUGUGCCAAACUCCUAUGAUGAUAACACUCAAGUGGCUCAUUCGAAAAAGGCUGCUUCUUUGAAGGACGGGCAGGAAGAAACUCUACAGCAAAAUGGAAAAUCUGACCAAUCGAACAAUUUGCAAGUGCAAAUGCUUCGUCAGUUAUUAAACCAAAUUAGCCAACUGCUACAGGAGACCCCUCAAUGA
Molecule: messenger RNA, 1329 nt
Organism: Plasmodium knowlesi strain H
Lineage: Eukaryota; Apicomplexa; Aconoidasida; Haemosporida; Plasmodiidae
Product: cytosolic Fe-S cluster assembly factor NBP35, putative
Exons: 1
Coding region: 1-1329 (442 amino acids)
Biological process (GO): iron-sulfur cluster assembly
Cellular component (GO): cytosol
Molecular function (GO): iron-sulfur cluster binding; ATP binding; ATP-dependent FeS chaperone activity
Source: RefSeq, a predicted model, not a curated record